AUGCCUCGAUAUUCUAUAUUCUUUUUUUUUUUUUUUUCACAAUUAAUUAUUACUAGUCCUUAUACACUUGUUGGACGUGUUAGUCACACCGCAAGUUAUAUGGACAAUAAAAUUUAUUUUCUUGGUGGAAUGACAAAAAAAUAUAGUGGUACCAAUGAUUUUUUUUAUUUAGACGUUUCAAUACCUUUUAAUUUGGAUUCUACUUUACCAAUAGUUGAUUUAAGUAUCGAUGCUCGUCAAAUUUAUUCUCAUUCUAAUGGGAUAUCAACUAUUUGUGGUCCUAACAAAGAUACGAUCUUUCUAAUUUUUAGAAUUUCUGAAGAAGGUUUUUCUUACUACAAUUUUAUUAUUAAUGACCAAGAGUGGAUUCCGAGUACACUAGAAACCAAUGUUCGAUGGUCAUCAGCAGUUUGUAAUAAAAAUGGAUCAUAUAUAUAUGUAUAUGGUCGUUAUGAUGUUAAUAAACAUAUGAUGGCUAUUAUAGAUACUACCAGCUGGGGUUCAGUAUCGUCUGGUUUGAAUAUAACGUAUCUUGCUCCGGCGAUCUUAUUACCAGAUGGAAGAAUUGCUUAUAUCGGCAAAACACAAGAUGGCCUUAUUAUUAUUUAUGGAGGAGUAAACAAUAUAGGACCUGUUCCCGAUCAAAUAUCAGUUUUAGACACCAAAGUAGACCCUUUUACAUGGUCCAUUCCUAAUAUCGAUUAUGCACCUAGCUCUGCACCAUUCAGUGGACAUACGGCUACUCUUGUUGGAAAUUAUAUGAUUAUUGCAUUUGGAUAUUACCGUACUGCUACUACUAAAAGUACUGUUUUAAGUGAUCAAAUCCAUAUGAUUGACGUGAGAGAAAAAAAUAAUUACAAGUGGGUUAAAAAUUUUACUCCACUAGCCUAUCCAACUAAAUCACCUGGAGCAGCUCAUGCAGCAAUAAUAGGUGGAACAACUGGUGGUAUUGCAACUGUAAUAAUUAUUAUAUCUGUUAGUUACUUAUUAUAUCGUAAAAAGAGAACUAUUAUAUAUGCUCCCCAAGCUAAACAUGCAAUUAACUGUUAAGUUUUAUAGAAUGUUAGAUAGGCAAUAAAAUACACAUAUAACAUGAUUGAACAUACUAUAUGACCAGAUAUUUUAACCUUUUUAAAUUUGCUUCCUUCUAAUCUGUAAUAGUAAUUUUUUAUUUUAAAAAAAAUUAUUAUUUAAUUAAAAAAAUAUAUCGGGAAGUUUUCAGAUUU
Molecule: messenger RNA, 1226 nt
Organism: Rhizophagus irregularis DAOM 181602=DAOM 197198
Lineage: Eukaryota; Fungi; Glomeromycota; Glomeromycetes; Glomerales; Glomeraceae
Source: RefSeq, a predicted model, not a curated record